This is a messenger RNA of Macrobrachium nipponense, 1417 nucleotides long. RefSeq lists its product as uncharacterized. The coding region runs from base 1 to 1356 and encodes 451 amino acids. The record is from RefSeq and is a predicted model, not a curated record. Lineage: Eukaryota; Metazoa; Arthropoda; Malacostraca; Decapoda; Palaemonidae. The transcript has 7 exons.
AUGUUGCACAACAAGGAACCAAAGGAAACAACAGGUACUGAAAAACAGCCGAAGUCCAUCAUAAAACUUGCCCUAAACUUUCCUUCUUUAGUGUCUGAGCAUCAGCUUGAUGACUUACAGGAAGAAUGGAGGGCCCUUAUUCGGGCAAAGGAGACAGUGCAUCCCAUGAUUGCUCAGGAAGUAACUGAAAUUUGGCAUACUUUAAGGAAUGUAUUAGAUGGAAAUGGUCAUCGGUGUGUUGACCCAUCACUGCAAGCACUCAAGAAAGGGAAACGGGGUCACGGAAGUCUGCAAGCUGAACCUCCUCUUCCUUCUCCUAAUCAAGAUUUUGCUCUCCUUCCUCGUCCUGAAGGAGGUAACAAGCACAGAGAAGGAGAAACAGGCCCUGGGUUCCUUACUCUUCCUUAUAUAAUGGCAUUGCUUUUAGACAAUUUAUUGGAAAACGAAACUAGAAGCAGAAGGAGCUAUGGCGACUUUGGAAAAAUUCCUGAAUUCGGCGUAGACUUCAUAAAAUGCAUUCACGAGAAGAAAAUGAUACAGGAAGCCAAGAACACUACCGAGCAACUCUAUUGUGCUCAGAGAUUGAAACCAACAGACGCCACCGUAGAAAACUGGAAAUCCAGCGACCAAAAUAAGCACAGUAACUCGGGAAAACGAAAGAGGAGGGUUCCAGGUGAUGGAGCAAAUGUUUAUCCCUGGAAGAAGCAAGCGCCAAAGAAUAGGGAAUCAAAAAAAAUUAAAAGAAAUACGUAUAGAAAAAAGAAUAAAUCCAAAAGGGAUGGAAAUGGAUCGUCGGACGAGGAGAGUAGCAACAACGACGACAACGGAAGAACAAAGAAACCAAACGGGAAUUAUUCCAACAGUAAGACACAACAGUACGCUGGUAAACAAGGGAAAAAUGAGAAGAAAAGAGGAAAGAAUUCAAGGAAAAGUGCAGGACAGUUCAGGGGUAAUAAAACAGCUGCAUCUUGUGGAAACUCCUACGCAGUGGAUGUGGGCGACAAACUCACCUUCACACUACCGAGAAAGUCUGUGACCUGCGAGAUUGCAUUCGAGACAACUUCUCGCGCUGCUUUGAACGUGCAGUGCAAAAGAUUGUCUCUUCGAGAAUGUAGCACCGAGUACCUGUACCUCCACGACGGCAAUGAAGAACAAUUAUAUUGCGGAAAAGCAGGACCGCAGCAACUAACAAAACUACAAAAUGCUUAUUUCCUAUACGAGCGUUUAUCGGAAAAGACUGCCAGAUCCAGGAUUCACUGUACGAUUGCGGGAGUCAAAAUGAAUGGAGGAGGAGGUUCUGGCAGUGGCAGUGGCAGUAGUAGCACUCAGGCUACGAAUUGUGAAAUAAGUAUGUAAUUCAAUUUCAAGUGAGUGAUAGGAAGAUAGAUAGCCAAAUACAGACCUGAUUAUAAAAAAG